CAGCGGGGCAGCGGGGCUCGGAGGCGGCGGGGACGCAGUAGAGGCGGCGCAGCUCAGCCGAGGUCCAGGCAGCCAGGACGAUGGGUCUUGCCCUGUGGGAGGUCCUUGGGCUGCUGUGUGGUGUCUGGCUGUGGGUGAGCGCUGCCCAGCAGAGCACGACCCCAGUAACAGCCACAGCGCAGAGCACCCCAGCUGGCCCCAAGCUGCAAUUCCGGCUGGCUGGCUACCCCCGCAAGCACAACGAGGGGCGCAUUGAGGUCUUCUACAGCCAGGAGUGGGGCACCAUUUGCGAUGACGACUUCACUCUGGCCAACGCCCACGUUCUCUGCCGCCACUUGGGCUUCGUGGCCGCCACUGGCUGGACUCACAGCGCCAAAUAUGGAAAAGGCAUCGGGCACAUCUGGCUGGACAACGUGAACUGUGGUGGCAGCGAGAAGAGCAUUAUGGACUGCCGGUCGAGGGGCUGGGGCAACAGCGACUGCUCCCACGAGGAAGAUGCCGGUGUCAUCUGCAAAGACGAGCGCAUCCCUGGCUUUGUGGACUCCAAUGUGAUUGAGACAGAGCAGAACCAAGUGGAGGAGCUGCGCCUGCGCCCCGUGGUCUCCCACGCCAAGCGCCCCCUGCCCGUGGUGGAGGGCAUUGUGGAGGUCCGCCACCGGGGCAGCUGGGCACAGAUCUGCGAUGAGAACUGGAGCAGCCGCAACAGCCGUGUCAUCUGUGGGAUGCUGGGCUUCCCUGCCGAGAAGAAGGUCAACCGCAAUUUCUACAAGCGGGCCAAGCGAGCUGCCAAGGGCCGGAGGAAGCCAGGCCCCCGGAAGAGGCCGGUCUCCAGGUCUCGCCCCAAACAUAGACGCAGGGAGGACUUUAGGGGCACCAAGAGGCUCUCUGUGGAGCGGCAGCCGCUGAACUACCGCCUGCACUCGGUGGCCUGUCUGGGGACAGAGGUGCACCUCUCCCUCUGCUCCUUCGAGUUCUACAAGGGCAAUGCGACGGGUGUCUGCAGGGCGGGGAUGCCGGCCGUGGUCAGCUGCGUCCCUGGGCCACUAUUUGCCACAGGGAAUGCCCAGAAGAAGAAGAGGCAGCGGCAGCAGGCGGGGCAGCAACGCGUCCGGCUGAAGGGUGGGGCCAAGCCCGGCGAGGGGCGGGUCGAAGUGCUGAAGAAGAGCGAGUGGGGCACCGUCUGUGACGACCGGUGGAGCCUGGCAUCGGCCAGCGUCGUGUGUCGGGAGCUGGGCUUUGGGAGUGCCAAGGAGGCUCUGACGGGGGCACGCAUGGGCCAAGGAAUGGGCCAGAUCCACCUGAAUGAGGUGCGCUGCCUGGGCACCGAGAAGUCCCUUUGGAGCUGCCCCCACAAGAACAUCACGCAGGAGGACUGCAAGCACACAGAGGAUGCGGCCGUCCGCUGCAACAUCCCCUACAUGGGCCACGAAACCAUGAUCCGCAUCGCCGGGGGACGAACUGCAUUUGAGGGGCGCGUGGAGGUGAAGCACACCGGCCGCUGGGGCACCGUCUGCAGCACAGGCUGGGGUACCACUGAGGCCAUGGUGGCCUGUCGCCAACUCGGCCUGGGCUAUGCCAUGCAUGCUGUGACGGAAACGUGGUACUGGGAUGCCAGCAAUGUGACAGAGAUGGUGCUGAGCGGGGUGAAGUGUGGCGGGCACGAGAUGGCGCUGAGCCACUGCCAGCACCACAGCACCCUCAACUGCCCCAAGACGGGCACACGAUUCGCCGCUGGAGUCAUCUGCUCAGAAACUGCCUCGGACUUGCUGCUGCAUGCCCCCCUGGUACAAGAGACGGCGUACAUUGAGGACCGCCCUCUGCAUAUGCUCUACUGUGCUGCAGAGGAGAACUGCCUGUCCAGCAGCGCACGCAAUGCCAACUGGCCCUACGGCCAUCGCCGCCUCCUGCGCUUCUCCUCGCAGAUCCACAACAACGGCCGGGCUGACUUUCGGCCCAAGGCAGGGCGCCACUCCUGGGUCUGGCACGAAUGUCACGGGCACUACCACAGCAUGGACGUCUUCACCCACUAUGACCUUCUGACUUCCAAUGGCACCAAAGUCGCAGAGGGACACAAGGCCAGCUUCUGCCUGGAGGACACUGAAUGCCACGAGGAUGUGAGCAAGCGCUAUGAAUGUGCCAACUUUGGGGAGCAGGGCAUCACGGUGGGCUGCUGGGACCUCUAUCGCCACGACAUUGACUGCCAGUGGAUAGACAUCACCGAUGUCAAGGCUGGCAACUACAUCCUGCAGGUGGUGAUUAACCCCCGGUAUGAAGUGGCAGAGAGUGACUUCACCAACAAUGCCAUGAAGUGUAACUGCAAGUAUGACGGCCAUCGCAUCUGGGUGCACAACUGCCAUAUAGGUGAUGCUCUCAGUGAGGAGGCAAACAGGCGCUUUGAACAGUACCCAGGACAGCUCAAUAACCAGAUUUUGUAGGCCAGACCACAAGCGCCACCGGCUGGCCUGCCCCACAGAAGGGGGGCUGAACCCUGAAAGCCCAUGACAGACAGACAGUGGCUCACCUGGACGGUGCAGAGGCCAGUUGGCAAUGGGCAGAAGAAAACCAGGCUGCUGACUCCAUGUUACCCCCCCUCCGUAGGGAGCUGGGACUCAACUGCAGGGCCAACCCCCCCUCCCCCUAAAACCCCCCACCUCAGAGCUGUUUGUUUUCUUUCCCACAAAUGGGAGCAUCUGACAUGAUGGAGAAAUUGCAGGGGGCGGGCUCAGGAGGAAGGCUGACCACUCCUGCCUGCCCAGGAGCUGCUCCUUCUGCCCCCCUGCACAGCCCCCCCCCUUUCUGGUGCUGCAGGCUCUGAGGCCAGUUCUUGUUUCCUAUAUAAAGUUCAUGUCUUUUGUCCAA
Molecule: messenger RNA, 2859 nt
Organism: Lacerta agilis (Sand lizard)
Lineage: Eukaryota; Metazoa; Chordata; Lepidosauria; Squamata; Lacertidae
Gene: LOXL3
Product: lysyl oxidase like 3
Exons: 16
Coding region: 81-2435 (784 amino acids)
Biological process (GO): peptidyl-lysine oxidation; inflammatory response
Cellular component (GO): membrane
Molecular function (GO): copper ion binding; protein-lysine 6-oxidase activity
Source: RefSeq, a predicted model, not a curated record